AAGAACAAGGUCCACAACCCAACCCACCAUCAAGUCCACCACACACGCCAUUCCCUUCCCCUCCCCCAUUCCUCGCCGCCGCCGCCAAUCCAAGGCCGCCGCUCACCUCCGAUCCGUCCUCCGCCGCCGCGGCGUCCUGGAUCGCCCCGCCAUGGACCAGUACGAGAAGGUGGAGAAGAUCGGGGAAGGGACGUACGGGGUGGUGUACAAGGGCAAGGACCGCUACACCAACGAGACCAUCGCGCUCAAGAAGAUCCGCCUGGAGCAGGAGGACGAGGGCGUCCCUUCCACCGCCAUCCGCGAGAUCUCCCUCCUCAAGGAGAUGCAGCACCGGAACAUCGUCAGGCUGCAGGACGUGGUGCACAACGACAAGUGCAUAUACCUCGUCUUCGAGUACCUCGACCUCGACCUCAAGAAGCACAUGGACUCCUCCCCGGACUUCAAGAACCACCACAUUGUCAAGUCCUUCCUGUACCAGAUCCUGCGGGGCAUCGCCUACUGCCACUCGCACCGCGUGCUCCACAGGGAUCUCAAGCCCCAGAACCUGCUGAUUGAUCGCCGCACCAAUUCGCUGAAGCUCGCUGACUUCGGGUUGGCCAGGGCGUUCGGCAUUCCUGUCCGGACAUUUACCCACGAGGUGGUGACACUAUGGUACAGAGCACCUGAAAUUCUUCUUGGUGCAAGGCAAUAUUCCACCCCUGUUGACGUGUGGUCAGUUGGUUGUAUUUUUGCUGAAAUGGUGAAUCAGAAGCCUCUAUUUCCUGGAGAUUCUGAGAUUGAUGAACUGUUCAAGAUUUUCAGAAUUAUGGGCACUCCAAAUGAAGAAACCUGGCCAGGUGUUGCUUCAUUACCGGACUACAAAUCAGCUUUCCCCAGAUGGCCGUCUUUGGAUCUUGCAACUGUGGUUCCAACACUUGAACCUUUGGGAAUUGAUCUUCUCUCUAAAAUGCUUUGUUUAGAUCCAAGCAGAAGAAUCAAUGCCCGAGCCGCCCUUGAGCACGAGUACUUCAAGGAUCUCAAUGUAGCCUCGUAGAUUAGGCCUCCUGCGCCUCUGUACAUUAGGAUCGUGAGUUGAUUGCUCUCCGGAAUUGUUUUCUGCCUCCCUAAAUCUAAGAUCGUGCACUCCAUUCCCCCCAAUUUUUAUGACUUCUGGUUGUGUAGAGAGAAAUGAAAACGCUCCCUGUUCGCCCUCUGUGUGACCCAAGCCAACUGAGAAGAUCGCUGAUGUUCUGGGAACUCUUAAGAUUUUUGCCCGCCUACACCGGACUUGUUCGUGGACAAUGAAUUUUAAGGUUGUAGCAGAGCUGUAGUCAAGGCAUGGUGACAGUGAACUUCCAACUGACGUGACAAUGUUUUUAUAAUCAUGAAUGAGGUCAAUUCAGGUAA
Brachypodium distachyon (stiff brome) is the source of this 1386-nucleotide messenger RNA. Its product is annotated as cyclin-dependent kinase A-2. Gene Ontology annotation, molecular function: cyclin binding; ATP binding; cyclin-dependent protein serine/threonine kinase activity. Gene Ontology annotation, biological process: signal transduction; G1/S transition of mitotic cell cycle; regulation of gene expression. The transcript is spliced from 8 exons. Gene Ontology annotation, cellular component: cyclin-dependent protein kinase holoenzyme complex; cytoplasm; nucleus. The record is from RefSeq and is a predicted model, not a curated record. Bases 152 to 1033 code for a protein of 293 amino acids. NCBI's taxonomy places the organism in Eukaryota, Viridiplantae, Streptophyta, Magnoliopsida, Poales, Poaceae.